AUGCCACCAAAAAAGAAGGGAGUCGUCGAAAAGCCAAUUUUGCUUGGAAGACCAGGUAACAACUUAAAGUCCGGUAUUGUUGGCUUGGCCAACGUCGGAAAGUCCACGUUUUUCCAGGCCAUCACCAAGUCCCCUCUUGGUAACCCUGCCAACUACCCUUUCGCCACUAUCGAGCCAGAAGAAGCCAGAGUCAUUGUGCCUUCUGCCCGUUUCGAUAAAUUGUGUGAGAUGUACAAGCCCAAGUCCGAGGUUCCUGCCUUCAUGACCAUCUACGAUAUUGCUGGUUUGACCAAGGGUGCCCACGCCGGUGAAGGUUUGGGUAACAAUUUCUUGGCCAACAUCAGAGCCGUGGACGCCAUUUACCAGGUCGUUAGAUGUUUCGAGGAUGCUGACAUCAUCCACAUCAACGACGAGGUCAACCCAAUCAACGACUUGGAGAUCAUCAAGGAUGAGUUGAGAUUGAAGGAUAUCGAGUUUGCCCAGAAGCACUUGGAGGGCAUUGAGAAAAUCACCAAGAGAGGCGGCCAAUCUUUGGAGGUCAAGCAGAAGAAGGAGGAGGCCGAGUUGGUCAAGAGCAUCAUCGAGUUGUUGGAGACUGGCGGCAGAGUCGCCAACCAGAAGUGGACCCAGAAGGAGGUCGAGGUCAUCAACUCCAUGUUCCUUUUGACGGCCAAGCCUUGUAUCUACUUGCUUAACUUGAGUGAGAGAGACUACGUCAGAAAAAAGAACAAGUGGUUGUUGAAGAUCAAGGAGUGGGUUGACGCCAACUCCCCUGGCGAUGUUGUCAUUCCGCUCUCCGUCUCCAUGGAGUCCCACUUGGCCACUUUGGAAACGGACGAGGAGAGAGAAGCCUACAUCAAGGAAGUUGGUGCUGGCUCUGCUUUCCCCAAGAUCAUCACCACCAUGAGAAACAAGUUGGACUUGAUUUCCUUCUUCACAGGUGGUCCAGAUGAAGUGAGAGAAUGGACCAUCAGAAGAUGGUACACCGCCCCUCAAGCCGCUGGUACUAUCCACACUGAUUUGGAAAGAACCUUUAUCUUGGCCAACGUGAUGAAGUACGAUGACUUCAUUGAGUACGGUGACGAAGUGGCCGUCAAGUCCGCUGGUAAGUUGAUGCAAAAGGGUAAGGACUACUUCGUGGAAGAUGGUGACAUUUUGCACGUCAAGGCUGCCGAUGGAAAAGCCCGUUAA
Messenger RNA from Metschnikowia bicuspidata var. bicuspidata NRRL YB-4993, 1191 nucleotides. It is a transcript of the gene YBN5, whose product is annotated as Obg-like ATPase. The transcript has a single exon. The coding region runs from base 1 to 1191 and encodes 396 amino acids. Lineage: Eukaryota; Fungi; Ascomycota; Pichiomycetes; Serinales; Metschnikowiaceae. The record is from RefSeq and is a predicted model, not a curated record. Gene Ontology annotation, cellular component: cytoplasm. Gene Ontology annotation, molecular function: GTP binding; ATP hydrolysis activity; ATP binding.